Linum trigynum is the source of this 654-nucleotide messenger RNA. The record is from the annotation of a GenBank genome assembly. Lineage: Eukaryota; Viridiplantae; Streptophyta; Magnoliopsida; Malpighiales; Linaceae.
AUGGCCGGUUACAGACCUGAAGAUGACUACGAUUACUUGUUCAAGUUGGUCCUGAUUGGUGAUUCUGGAGUUGGCAAAUCCAACUUGCUUUCCAGGUUCACUAAGAACGAAUUCAAUCUCGAGUCCAAGUCCACUAUUGGGGUCGAGUUCGCAACCAAAAGCUUGAGUAUCGAUGGCAAGGUCAUCAAAGCUCAGAUUUGGGACACCGCUGGCCAAGAAAGGUACCGAGCCAUCACUAGUGCUUACUACCGAGGAGCUGUUGGUGCGUUGCUUGUCUAUGAUGUGACUCGACACUCUACCUUUGAGAACGUGGCAAGGUGGCUGAAGGAGUUGAGGGAUCAUACGGACCCCAAUAUCGUGGUCAUGCUGAUUGGGAAUAAAUCGGACCUCAGGCACCUGGUAGCUGUCCAAACCGAGGAUGCCAAAGCAUUUUCGGAGAGGGAGUCCCUCUAUUUCAUGGAGACAUCAGCUCUCACUGCAACAAAUGUGGAGGGUGCAUUCACUGAAGUCCUGAGCCAGAUAUACAAGAUUGUGAGUAAGCGGGCUGUUGAGGGAAGUUCUGAUGGAAGUACCUCUGUUUCUCUUAAGGGAGAGACCAUAGAUGUCAAGCAGGAAUUGUCUGUUCUCAAGAGAAUGGGGUGCUGCUCAAGUUAA